AAAAUGGUCCGUUGGUGCUGGUCACCAUUUGCUACAAAAUUCUCAAAGCUUCUUGUUUUCUCCAAUUACGUACACGUUCUUGAUUCUUUCUUGGCGCUAAAAUCUACAUCCAGACAAAAUAAAUAAAUAAAUUCUCUGAAUUCCAUUUUCCGUUGGCUAAAUAAAUAAAUAAAUAAAUAAAAAAUGCCAUCUUUUUUGCAAAAAUUGCCACCAUCGCCAUUCGCCCUUGCACUAACUGUCCUCUUCCUCUAGCACUGAACAGUCCAUGGCUUCUUCUCUUCAAGCUAAUCCUCGAUUCUAUUAUUACCGGUUCGGUUCUUCUUCUAGCAAAAAUCGGAAUUUCAGCUUUCACCGGGGGUUUCGGUUUCCGGUUCGGUUUAGUGGGGUUUUUGAACUAAAAACGAGGAGUGUUCUGAGUAGUAGAGAUGGCGCUAACUUAAUUGGUUGCUUUUGUAAAGUGAAUGAUGGUGCGGUUGAGAAGGUUUCUAUUGAGGAACAACAGAAUGAGAUUGAACGGCCUCGUUUUGAUAUUAAUCUUGCUGUUAUUCUUGCUGGUUUUGCUUUUGAAGCUUAUACAACUCCACCUGAAAAGAUUGGUAGGCACGAAGUUGAUGCUGCAGGUUGUAAGACUGUGUACCUUUCAGAGGCAUUCGUGCGAGAGAUAUACGAUGGUCAGUUGUUUAUAAAACUGAAAAAGGGUUUGGAUUUGCCUGCAAUGGAUCCAUGGGGAACAAGUGAUCCUUACGUGAUCAUGCAAUUGGAUAGUCAGGUUGUCAAAAGCAAGGUUAAAUGGGGGAAAAGGGAACCAACUUGGAAUGAGGACUUCACUUUCAAUAUUAAGCAGCAUGCAACAAAAAAUCUUCAGGUUGCAGCUUGGGAUGCAAACCUUGUAACUCCACAUAAACGCAUGGGUAAUGCAUCUAUUAUCCUCGAGUGCCUAUGUGAUGGGAACUUGCAUGAGGUGCUGGUGCAAUUGGAAGGUAUGGGUGGCGGUGGAAAGUUACAGGUAGAGGUUAAGUAUAAAACUUCUAGUGAAAUUGAAGAAGAAAAAAAGUGGUGGAGGAUUCCCCUUGUUUCAGAAUUUCUUCGGAGAAAUGGUUUUGAUUCUGCAUUGAAAGUGGUCUCUGGCUCUGAGAGUGUUCCAGCACGUCAAUUCGUAGAAUAUGCUUUUGGCCAAUUGAAGUCAUUCAAUGAUGCAUACCUUGCCAAGGAUCGAUUUUCAAACAAUAAUGGCUCAGAAGUUGCAAGCAAUUCCAACAAUUCUAUAGCAUCAGAAAACAUUUCAGGAUCUUCUUUGGAUAACCAAAGUUGCAGUGGAGAAAGCCCUUCACAGAUAGAGAAAGUUUCAGAAGCCUCUUUGGAUAAUACAAAUGGCGGGGAAGAAAGUAAUUUAGAGUUGUCCCACACUGAUAAUGGUGGCUUAGUCAGUCAUGCGGCGGAAUUGGUGACAAAAGCUGGUGGGAGUAUGCAAUCAGAUAAACAAUUUUGGAAGAACUUAGCUGAAGUUGUUAACCGAAGUGUUGUUCAGAAACUCGGUCUCCCUGUUUCUAUGGAAUUAAAGUGGGAUGGGUUUGACUUAUUGAACAAGAUUGGGUUGCAGUCACAAAUGAUCGCUGAAGCAGGUUAUAUUGAAUCAGGACUUGCAACGUGUGAAGAUCAGGGUAUUGACGGUGAUAAAAGUGGCCUGCCAUCCAUUAGCACAAUUCAGUCUUCACUUCCAGAUAUAAAAAAGGCAACAGAGGAUUUAUUAAAGCAAACUGAUUCUGUUUUAGGGGCACUGAUGGUUUUGACAGCAACAGUUUCUAAAUUAAAUAAAGAAGCACGGAUCUCUGGAACGAGUUCUUCUGAGAGUGAGAAAUCUAUUAGCUCACUGGAUGUGCCUGCAUUGGAUGAGAAGAAAGCUGAGGAGAUGAGAGCACUAUUUUCAACUGCAGAGAGUGCGAUGGAGGCUUGGGCAAUGCUUGCUACUUCACUGGGCCAUCCAAGUUUCGUUAAGUCUGAAUUUGAGAAACUAUGCUUUUUAGAUAAUGCAUCCACAGAUACACAGGUUGCAAUUUGGCGUGAUUCUGCACGAAAAAGAUUAGUUGUUGCUUUCAGGGGGACAGAACAAUCAAAAUGGAAGGACUUGCGAACUGAUUUAAUGCUAGCUCCUGCUGGCCUAAAUCCUGAAAGGCUUGGUGGAGAUUUCAAGCAAGAAGUUCAGGUUCAUAGUGGUUUUUUAAGUGCAUAUGAUUCGGUCAGGAUAAGGAUCAUCUCCACCAUUAAACUGGCAAUUGGUUAUAUUGAUGAUGGAGCUGAACCACCAGUUAAAUGGCAUGUUUAUGUUACAGGUCAUAGUUUGGGUGGUGCAUUAGCCACCCUCCUUGCUCUUGAACUUUCAUCAAGUCAGCUAUCAAAGCGUGGUGCAAUUUCAGUGACUAUGUAUAACUUUGGAUCUCCUAGAGUUGGUAACAGAAGAUUUGCAGAACUUUAUAAUCAGAAAGUUAAAGACACUUGGAGAGUUGUGAACCACAGAGAUAUCAUACCAACAGUUCCUCGCUUGAUGGGAUAUUGCCAUGUGGCUCGGCCUGUUUAUCUAGCAGCUGGAGAACUAAAAGAUGCUUUGGAAAAUCUGGAGCUUUCAACAGAUGGUUACCAAGUCGAUGUGAUUGCAGAAUCGACACCAGAGGUUCUUGUCCAAGAAUUUAUGAAAGGAGAGAAGGAGCUUAUUGAAAAGAUAUUGCAAACUGAAAUCAAUAUAUUCCGGGCUCUUCGAGAUGGUACUGCACUUAUGCAGCAUAUGGAGGAUUUCUAUUACAUUACAUUGCUCGAGAGUGUAAGAUCGAAUUACCAGACUGCCAGGAGGCAAGAAAGCAAUGAACAGGAUAGGAUAUCGAUCAGCUAAGAAGAUAGCACAUCUGAACGCCAGUAGCUGGAGCCUUGUCCGUAUAUCUUUCCAACAGUUCCUUUUUUAUUUGUUCUUCUCUUUUGAGAAGACUAUUUACUGUAGUUAUUACAGAACACUUUUGCACUUGUCAGGCAAGCUAUACAUAAAGUCCUGUAGGAUUAUAAUGGAAAGAAUACUUGUACAGGCAUACGAGGGAAACAAAAAAUUGCACAGGACAUUCUGGGGCGGUGCUAUUGCUGCACCCUAUUUUGUUAAGACCAAAUAGAAAUACUAUCUUACCAUCAUUAAAAGAAAUUAUUAACUCAUA
Messenger RNA from Ricinus communis (castor bean), 3194 nucleotides. RefSeq lists its product as uncharacterized. The transcript is spliced from 18 exons. Bases 266 to 2884 code for a protein of 872 amino acids. Gene Ontology annotation, biological process: lipid metabolic process. The record is from RefSeq and is a predicted model, not a curated record. Lineage: Eukaryota; Viridiplantae; Streptophyta; Magnoliopsida; Malpighiales; Euphorbiaceae.